ACGUAAUGAAGUUCCGUUCGGCCCGUCUUCGACGGAGUCGCCAUAUUUUGCGGAUCGAACGAGGAGCUCCGGGCGACGCCAUUGUGUGAGCAUCACGACCCGUUCGCCGUGUAACUGUGAGAGAGCGUGCGACGUGCGUUGCGUAGUCGCGUGUCAUCGUCGCUUCGGAGUCCGGAUUUUUGCGCGCGGACGACGGAUCGUUGCAGCGGAAGCUGAAUAAAUGUGCAAGCAAGAUGUACAGCAAUAACAUCGACCCCUGGGAGCCUGGCUACGGGCCAGAGAGGAGAAGUCACAAUUCCGACUACGACUACCGCAGCGAUUACGGCAACAACAGGUCGCCGGAGUAUUCGGAGCACCGUGAUGUUGAUCAUCGCGAUAGGGACCAUCGUAGUCCAGAGUACAGGAAUCACCGUGGGAGAGACAGGGAGCGCGAGAGGGAUCGUUCGAGGGAUAGGCGAGACCGUAGCAGAGACGAUCGUGACCGCAGCUAUAGAGACCGCGAGGAUCGCUACGGGAGGCAGCGAGAUAGAGACUCUGUAGAUAGGGACAGGGAUAGGGAUAGGGACCGGGACAGGGACAGGGAGCGUUCGAGACGCGACCGAGAUCGGGAUAGGGAUAGGGACCGUAGGGGGAAGCGGGAGGAUCGGGAUCGCGAUCGCGACGACGAUCACAGUCGCGAGAGUUUGGACUUUGAGCACGACCAUGGCCGCGCCUAUGGCUCGUCCAUGGAGGGGAUCCACUACAAAUCGCAAUCGCCCAACAACACCAUAAUGAUACGUGGGCUCGCUCAGCACAUUACUGAAAAUGACGUGCGGCAAGAUAUCCUCAACUGCGGUCUCAUGCCUAAGGACAUCAGGCUGAUACGCAAAAAAGAUACAGGUGCUUCGCGAGGUUUCGCAUUCGUCGAGUUUAACGCGACUCAGGAGGCCGCACGAUGGAUGGAGAUGAAACAGGGAGUGCUGAUGCUGCAGGAUCAAUAUCGCGCGCUAAUGCAGUACAGCAUACCGAAAGAGUGCCAUGUGGAUAAACCGCCGGCGAAAAAUACGCAGGAUUGGCACUGCGUCAAGUGUGGAGCGCACAAUUUCAAGCGGCGCGAGACUUGCUUCAAGUGCUCCGCCUCGCGAGCGGAGAGCGAGGAGGGCGGGGAAGGAAGCGACGAGAUCAGCCCGCAUCCCACCAACACCGUGCUUCUACGGGGAUUGGACGUGUUGACGACCGAGGACUCGGUGCUGCAGGCGAUGAAGAACCUGUCGUCGUUGCCGAUACGCAGCAUUCGCAUCGGUCGCGAUUCCCUCACCAACACGUCCAGGGGAGUUUGCUACUUGGAGAUGGGCAAUGUAGUGGACGCCAUGUACUUGCAUACCGCGCUCACGAAGCAAGGACUGGUGGUCGACGGCAGGAAGGUGGAGAUAACGUACUGUAAGCUACAUCAAAUUAAUAAUACGAACGCGUGGAAGUCGAACGACACUCAGCCGCAGAGGUACACCUUGGACGACGUCGCUCAAUUGGCUGAAUACAGUGCCAACUUGUAUGCCAAAACGCCUGCACAGAAGGCCCAUUACCUUCAGUAUUACACGCAGUACUAUCAAAAUCAAAUAAUGCAGGGCUCGGCGAUCACGUUGCCGUCCCUGAAUCAGACGGACCGGGUAAACGCGGCCGCGGCGGUAGCGCAAUCCGCUAUACAACAAUUGCAGGCGUCCAGAAAGCUGGGAGGGGAGACCGACGACGUGAAGGGUCGACCAACCCCCACGGCACCCUCCAGUACGACAUUAGCCAGUGGGAGGGUUCCCGCGCAUUCCAGCGAUGGGAAAGUAUACUCUGUACCGGACGUUAGCACUUAUCAUUACGACGAAUCGUCUGGCUACUAUUAUGAUCCUAGCACGGGACUAUAUUACGACCCGAACUCGCAAUAUUAUUAUAACAGUCAUACGCAACAGUUUCUUUAUUGGGACGCCGAAUCAUUCUCUUAUCAACCGGCUAAGACUACUGCAAGUACGACACAGGGAGCUACAAACACGAUAACAGCAACGGCAAGCAGUACAGAUUCCGCGAACACGAUCAGCAGUCAAGCUACGACUUUGUCAGCCGCUAAUACGGUUCAGGAGGCGUUGAAAGAGGACGAGAAUAAGAAGAAAGACAGUAAGCAGGAUAAAGUAAAGGUAGCAAAGAAAAUAGCGAAAGACAUGGAGCGUUGGGCAAAGACUUUGAAUCAGAAAAAAGAGAACGCCAAGAGUAAUUGGAACUCUGAGUUUGCCGGUAUGGAUGGCACUCAAGGUAUUGGAAGUGGCGCAGCGGACGCGGGAUAUGCUAUCCUGGAAAAGAAAACUUUUGCCAAUCAGUAUCACGAGGAUGAAGAUCAGAGCGGUAAUGGAUUGGUAGCUGCUUAUGGAGGCGGUAGCGAUACAGAGGAGGAGAUAGAAGACGUGCAACAGGAAGAGAAACAGCAUACGGAUUGGAGUAAACUGGCAUGUUUACUCUGCAAACGACAGUUCCCAAGCAAGGAGGCGUUGCUCCGACAUCAACAGUUGUCCGAUCUUCACAAGCAAAACCUGGAAAACUGGUACCAAGUACGUGGUCUGGACCCUAAUGAUCCACAACAGAGAAACAAUAAGUAUAGAGACCGCGCCAAGGAAAGGAGGGCCAAGUACGGUGAGCCUGAACCACCACAGCCCAACAAAUUGAAAGAGAAAUACUUGAAGACCAGGGUGGAGGACAUGUCCGUAUCUUACGAGGAGCCUACACGAGCCGGUAUCGGAUCUGAUAACGUCGGCAAUAAAUUACUGCAAAAAAUGGGCUGGAGCGAGGGAAUGGGUUUAGGAAAAUCUAAUCAAGGUAGAACGAGUAUUAUUGAGGCCGAGAGACGCGUUCCCACGGCCGGCUUAGGAGCGAAGACUUCGUCGUACAGCGCGUUACCCGGUGACACCUACAAGGACUGCGUGAAAAAGAUGAUGUACGCGCGAUAUCAAGAACUGUCCGAUACGUAAUACGUAGGAUACGAUUAAGAUAAAUUUUAUAUAUACAUACAAGUUCUUGUACUCCAUUUUCCAUAGACGCAUAAUUACACACUCGUAUUGUUAUCAUUCGAACAAUGUAAUAGCAAUUUACUGGUAACUGCACAGUGAUAGCCAGUUCUUUGGGAUUGUUGCAUACACCAUGCAAUACGCAUUUUAUACAUCCUCUUGCAAAGUCCCGUUAUCGUAUGCUUCAACGAUGUUCUACGUACAAUAAAUCUUUUUUUUUUCUGUAAUAUAUAUAUACGGUACACCAAAAUGCAAUAUGUUGUCAAGAUACACACAUACGCGCCAUUUUAUUUUAUUUAUUUUAUAAUAUCAAUGUUAUUCGCAAAUUGACAAGCUGAUAACGAACCUUGGAUUAUAUCUCUGAUUCUUUCGAGAAUGCAUUUUCCGUAUGGAAAUCACUCUGUCGAGAUGAAUAUAAUUGUAUCAUUGUGCAAUGCAAUAAUAUUUGCCUACGAAUAAAUUAUACACAAUUAUAAUAAUAAUAGUAAGAGAUUUAUGGUCAACUAAUAACUUGCUGAAAUUUUUUUUUAAUUGUAUUUGGCAGGUGAAAUUUUGAACGUAAAAAUGUGAUGAUUUGACAGGUUAUUAUAAAGUUGUACUAAAAAUAAAUAUCACUACGAACAU
This is a messenger RNA of Vollenhovia emeryi, 3644 nucleotides long. Its product is annotated as RNA-binding protein 5-like. Gene Ontology annotation, biological process: mRNA splicing, via spliceosome. The record is from RefSeq and is a predicted model, not a curated record. NCBI's taxonomy places the organism in Eukaryota, Metazoa, Arthropoda, Insecta, Hymenoptera, Formicidae. The transcript has 8 exons. Gene Ontology annotation, molecular function: RNA binding. Gene Ontology annotation, cellular component: nucleus. The coding region runs from base 234 to 2984 and encodes 916 amino acids.